UUCGCGUCGCAUGUGGAACCCGCACAAGGAGCAACAUUUAUCGAAUGAUUCAAAUCUCAUCGAGACGCGAGGAGCUGGGCAUAGCUCGCUGGCCGUUUCGGAAACCGUUAUUGCGAGUCGACGCCUCGUCGCGGCUCGUAUUUCCCACGCGAAUAAAGAGGAAUUACGGCGAAAUGGCGGAGGAUGAGGAAGCAGAUUGCCCGAACAACGCGCGGCUGUUCCGAAUCGCCGUUUCCAACAACCUGAGGAACAUAGCUGAAUCCGUGAGCGAGGAUAAGUUUCUCGAGAUACUCACGAUUCUCAAAUCGAAUCCUAGUAUUGCUCAGAAGCUGCACAAAGCUAUGAUAAAGGAAUUGUACAACAGUAUGAACGAUGACUUAGAGGAUAUAUUAAAGGAAGGCAAUUUGCAAGAAACUUUUACAAAAAUAACCAAACUAUCCGAAGAAAACAUAAUGUCCACUAACAAAGAUGCAUGGCGUCCACCGGGGGAUGUAAUCUUACAUUUGAGGUCGCUGGGUGCGCACAAGAUCAAAGAAGCGACCGAGGAAUUGGAAAAACAAGUGAACAAGAUGGAAAGGGAGAAUGUAACUUUAAUGAAGACAAUCGCGGAAAAUAGAUCAAGGAUACAAGCCACGAAUGACAAUGUGGUGAGAAUUUUGAAUCGCGCACCAGUUAUCCUGCAACGAUUAGAAGACACGUGCGAACAGCUAACGAUCUGUCUUAAAACAAUCGAAAAUGAAUAAUUUCAAGAGGAAAAUUUUUAGAAGUACGCUGUAUAUAAU
Pogonomyrmex barbatus (red harvester ant) is the source of this 782-nucleotide messenger RNA. RefSeq names its product polyamine-modulated factor 1. NCBI's taxonomy places the organism in Eukaryota, Metazoa, Arthropoda, Insecta, Hymenoptera, Formicidae. Gene Ontology annotation, cellular component: MIS12/MIND type complex. The record is from RefSeq and is a predicted model, not a curated record. Gene Ontology annotation, biological process: chromosome segregation.